Molecule: messenger RNA, 600 nt
Organism: Eruca vesicaria subsp. sativa (arugula)
Lineage: Eukaryota; Viridiplantae; Streptophyta; Magnoliopsida; Brassicales; Brassicaceae
Source: the annotation of a GenBank genome assembly
AUGAGUCUUUUAAAGAUACCAUUGACUAAACCAAGCUCGGUCGCACAAGGUGUGUCCAUGUGGGAAUGGUCUGGCUCUGCGUUUGAUGAAGGAGAAGAGGCUGCUAAAUGGUUUUCAGAUUAUCUUGAAAAACAAAGCCGUUUGGUUCGGUUUAAUAAAGAAACAAAAUCUAGACCUUCACUUCCCGAUUAUGCAGCUGGCUACACUACCACAUUUGCUAAUACAUUUCCAUUUAUGGUUUCCUCACAGGCUUCUCUGGACAUGCUGAAUACAAUUCUUACAGAACCUGUGCGUAUUAACCGUUUUAGACCCAACAUUCUUGUGGGGAAUUGUGUUCCUUUUGGUGAAGAUCUUUGGGAUGAGAUCAAGAUAAAUGAUUUAGUCUUCCAAGGAGUUAGGCUAUGCAGCCGCUGCAAGUUACCAACUGUGAAUCAAGAAACCGGAGUUCCCGAUGCAACUGAACCAAUUGAAACUCUGAUGAAAUUUAUAUCAGACAAAGACUUGAUGCCACACAAGAAACCGCAUGGAAAGGUUUUCUUUGGUAAGGAUAUGCAUAACCAACAACCAAGGCAAAGGCAACAAGACAAUCGAAGUUGGUGA